AUGCCGCCAGGACCCAGGGGGAUCAGGAGAACCUGGCUGCAGGUUUCCUACAUGACUCCAAAGCGUGAGGGGUUCCUGCAGCCUGAAUUCCGCACCUUCGCCGUCGAUCCCCAGAUCACCUCGCUGGACGUGCUGCAGCACCCCCUCAUCCGCGCCUUCGACCUCAAUGGGAAGAAGAACUUUGGGAUCAGCUACCUGGGCCAAGAGAAGCAGGGCCAGGAAACGUACCUGUCGCUGCUGUCGGACUGGGACCUGGCCACAGCCUUCGCCAGCGCCUCCAAGCCCUACCUGCAGCUCCUCGUAGACAUCAAGCCUUCAGAAGACAGCCCGCUGCUGGAGGACUGGGACAUCAUCAGCCCCAAAGACGUGAUCAGCACCGACCUGCUCCUGGUGGAGAAGCGGUCCCUGGCGGCGGCCGCGCUGCCUUUCACCCAGUCCAUCAUCUCCCAGGUGGGCCGGACGCUGUCGAAGGUCCAGCAGGCCCUGAGCUGGUCCUACGGGGAGGACGCGAAGCCCUUCAAGCCGCCGCUGAGUGACACCGAGUUCCACACCUACCUGAACCACGAGGGGCAGCUGACCCGGCCGGAGGAGCUGCGGCUGCGCAUCUACCAUGGCGGGGUGGAGCCCUCGCUGCGCAAAGUGGUGUGGCGCUACCUGCUGAAUGUCUACCCGGAUGGGCUGACGGGCCAGGAGCGCAUGAACUACAUGAAGCGCAAGACGAGGGAGUACGACCAGCUGAAGGGCCAGUGGGCAGAGCGGGCCAGCCCGGAAGACCUGGACUUCAUCCGCAGCAACGUCCUCAAGGACGUUCUGCGCACGGACCGGACCCACCCCUACUACGCCGGCUCGGAGGACAACCCGCACCUGCUCGCCCUCCACGACCUGCUGACCACCUACGCCGUGACUCACCCGCAGAUCUCCUACUGCCAGGGCAUGAGCGACAUCGCCUCGCCCAUCCUGGCCGUCAUGGACAACGAGGCCCACGCCUUCAUCUGCUUCUGCGGCAUCAUGAAGCGCCUGGAGGGCAACUUCCAGGUGGAUGGCGAGGUGAUGUCCCUCAAGUUCUCCCACCUCCGGCUCCUCCUGCAGCGCUCCGACCCUGAGUUCUUCGCCUACCUCCUCUCCCGGGGCGCCGACGACUUCUUCUUCUGCUACCGCUGGCUGCUGCUGGAGCUGAAGCGGGAGUUUGCUUUUGAGGACGCCUUGCGGAUGCUGGAGGUGACCUGGAGCUCCCUGCCGCCGGACCCUCCGGAGAAGGAAGUAGAGCUGGUGGGGCCGCCGGUCAGGCCCGGGGAGGGCGGCCAGCCGGUCCGCCAGCGCCACAUGCUGCGGCCCACCUGUAGCUUCGAGGCAGCUGGGGACCGGCCCUGCCUGGAGGAGCCCGGGGCCCAUCCCGUCUCGGAGGAGCCUGGAGCCCGGCCAGGCCUGGAGCAGAAGACCUUGCUGAAGCAAUCCAGCUUUGGAGAAUUCAAGUACUACAGCGCGCGGGAAGACAGCUCCGAGGACGAGCUCUCGCUGAAAUCCCAGCGCUCCAUGGAGGAAGAGGACAACUUCGGCAGCGAGCAGGACCUGCUGCUCCAGUUCCCGGCCAUGACCAAGUCUUUCUCCAGCCCGCGCCCGGCUCCCGCCGCCGUGAGCUUGCCUCCGCCGCAGGAGUUCGGCAAAGGCAACCCCUUCAUGCUUUUCCUGUGCCUGGCCCUCCUGCUGGAGCACCGGGACCACAUCAUGAAGAACAACAUGGACUACAACGAGCUGGCCAUGCACUUCGACCGCCUGGUGCGCCGGCACAAUCUGGCCAAGAUCCUGCACCGGGCCAAAGCCCUCUUUGCUGACUACCUGCAGUCCGAGGUCUGGGACUCGGAGGAGGGGGACGAGGCGGCUGCAGAGUCCCCGGCCGUCUCGUGACGCCUCCCGCCGCCGCCCGCUCCCGUGUUUUCCUUGGGACCCUGGCGG
Messenger RNA from Pelodiscus sinensis (Chinese soft-shelled turtle), 1953 nucleotides. NCBI's taxonomy places the organism in Eukaryota, Metazoa, Chordata, Testudines, Trionychidae. The record is from RefSeq and is a predicted model, not a curated record.